Messenger RNA from Brassicogethes aeneus, 1502 nucleotides. The record is from the annotation of a GenBank genome assembly. NCBI's taxonomy places the organism in Eukaryota, Metazoa, Arthropoda, Insecta, Coleoptera, Nitidulidae.
CUGUAUAAUAUAGGAAAUUUAAAGUUUAUAUAUAGAAAAUAUUCUUAUAUAUAGCAAAAAUAAUUUACGGACAAACGGCGCCUCAUAGUAGUCAGCCUCAUAGUAGUCACUUCCUAAAUUAUACGGUUUUUUUCUAUGGUUGUCAACACUGUAAUUCGUUUUGUUGUUUUUGGUUAUGGGUCAUCAAAAGUGAUAUGCUAGGUGAUUAUUUAUCGUUUAAAACAGAAAUAUUUUGGAAUAGAGUUACUACAGCGGCAACAACAUGAUACGUAGUAUAAUACUUUGCUCUCUGCUCUUUAGUUUUGUGUUUGGUGACUCCACAACAAAUUUUGUGCGGGUUCCUUUGGAGAAAUUUAAAUCUGUUCGUAGAACAUUGGAAGAUGUGGGAACGCAAGUUAAACAAGUUCAACUACGUUAUACUGCUGGAGGACCAACUCCUGAGCCUCUCUCCAAUUAUUUAGAUGCUCAAUAUUAUGGAGCCAUUAGCAUUGGAAACCCUCCUCAAAAAUUUAAAGUUGUUUUUGACACAGGAUCUUCUAACUUAUGGGUUCCUUCCAAGAAAUGUCAUUAUACCAACAUUGCUUGCUUGCUACACAAUAAGUAUGACUCUUCUAAAUCAUCAAGUUACAAGAAAAAUGGUACCAAUUUUGCAAUUCAAUAUGGAUCCGGUAGCUUGAGCGGAUUUUUGUCCACUGAUGUUGUUAAUGUUGGAGGUUUAGACGUAAAGGACCAAACUUUUGCUGAAGCCAUGUCCGAACCAGGUUUAGCUUUUGUUGCUGCCAAAUUCGAUGGUAUCUUAGGUUUAGCAUACAGCAGAAUUUCUGUAGAUGGUGUUAAACCAGUCUUUAACAACAUGAUUGAUCAGGGAUUAGUUUCAUCGCCUGUGUUUUCUUUUUAUCUUAACAGAAACCCUGACGCUCCAUCUGGCGGCGAAAUGAUUAUGGGCGGAUCAGAUCCAAAAAAAUACAAGGGCGACUUCACAUACAUACCCGUAUCGAGACAGGCUUACUGGCAAUUCAAAAUGGAUUCGUUAAAGAUUGGCUCUAAAGGAUUCUGUAACAACGGUUGCCAAGCGAUCGCCGAUACCGGUACCAGUUUGAUUGCCGGCCCCGUAGAAGAGAUCGCCGCAAUCAACAAGGCUAUCGGAGCGACCCCGCUCGCCGCUGGAGAGUGCAUGGUGGACUGCAACUUGAUUCCGAACCUACCGAAAAUCGACUUCGUGCUCGGCGGUAAAUCUUUCACGUUGGAAGGAAAGGAUUACAUAUUAAGGAUCUCUCAAAUGGGCAAAACAAUGUGCUUAUCUGGAUUUAUGGGAAUCGAUAUUCCACCACCAAAUGGACCUUUGUGGAUUUUGGGUGAUGUAUUUAUUGGAAAAUACUACACCGAAUUCGAUUUGGGCAAUAAUCGCGUAGGUUUUGCUGAAGCUGUUUAAAAAAUGUUAGCUAAAUAUUUCUUGUUUUUUUUUAAUAUGUGAACAAUUAGUGUUGAAAUGUUUUUGAAGU